This is a messenger RNA of Effrenium voratum, 1920 nucleotides long. The record is from the annotation of a GenBank genome assembly. Lineage: Eukaryota; Dinophyceae; Suessiales; Symbiodiniaceae.
AGUGUUUCUUAGCAUAGCCACAUCGCCUUGCCGGAUGGCAGUUCAGUGCUUGCCGCAGUGAGCGCGGUGAGCGGUUUUCGCCGCUGUCUGGGUGCCAGAGGGAGGCCGAUGCGCUGCAUGCGUGUCCCGCUCUUGAGAUGUCAACGCGCGCACAUUUUGGCGGUCUGGGAUCGCGGCACUAUGGCAGCAGUAAUUUGGGAAGGCGCAAGGCCACAAGUGCAAGGCGACCGAGACAAGUGCAGAGGGCUCAAAAUGAAGAGGGCUUCUUCAAUACUGGCCUGACCUUGCAAGUGGUAUCUGUGGCCACGAUUCGUGCAUGGCUGGCCUUCCAAGUUGUGUCCCUCGUACUUCAGUACAAUUUUUGGCGAGAGGUUGGAGGCAACCUGGCGCUAUUCGAUGACACUCUGAGUGUUCACUGUGCUCCUGAGCGUUCGAAACAUGGGGUGUGCAUUGGGCCGCUCUGGAACGUUUCUACCUGGGAAGAGUUUGUGCUUCAAGGCAGGAUGGCAACUCCUUUGCCCGCGGUGGAGCUGAAGCCGAGACCGCACGUGCUUGGAGGGUUUGGUUCAAUAGAGGCGAUCGAUACAGAGAUUGCGCAGCUGGAGAGGGAGACCGCUUUGCGGCUCAAGCAGCUGCGCGAGAGACGGGCUGAGCUGCAAAUGGCUCAAGGAUUGGUUCCCCUGGGGAACCAAAGUCGCGCGUUCAACGCCUCCUACAUCUUCCAGUUUGAGACGCGGUCGUCUCCGCCGGUCUUCCUGGUGUCGCUGCAUUGCGUGGCGAAGGCUCGGCAUGCGGGCGAGGAGCCGCCCACUGUGGCGCCCAGCGCGGUGGAUGAGCUGGACGACGGUCAGCACUGGUCGCUGGAGGUGAGACGUCUAGAGCCAGAAUCCACCGUGCCGCAUUUCCAGCGCCAGGGCUUUGGCACGCGGAUCGUGACGGUGGAGGACCUCUCGGAGGAAGCCCUGGGCGCGGUGCGCUCCCGGGGCCGCGUGCGCUGGGAGGCCGUGGUGCGCAACGUCGAGAUGUCGCAACGGCGCGCGCGGUUCGUGGCCUUUGUGGAGGACUUCCAAGCGCCGCACCUGGAAAAGAUCUACUCCUCCCAGUGCUCGUUGACGGCAGCCUGGAAGGCCUUCAACCAGCAACACCAAGGGCAUCACCAUCGCGCUUUGGCCCUCUGCCGGGACUUGCUCGGUUGGCUGCUGCCGCUGGCAGCUUUGGCUACGUGGGCUGUCUACGCGAACGCGUUGCGGACGCGAAAGGAGAGAGAGGAUUUGGAGCUUCCUGCCAGUGCAGAGGUGCUUGAAGCCGCAGUCGCGCAAGCUAGGCUGCAUGUGCUGGGUGUCGACACAGUCUUGACAAAUUCUGCUGUGGAGGUGUGUGAGAAUGCUGGCGACGUGGAUGUGGGACAUCGUUGCCUCGGUGGAUAUGAGUUUCAAGCCGUCGUGUGCAUCAAGCUGAUAGUCAUGGACAUUCCGCAGCAGAUCUGCAUUGUCCUCUACCUCCUUGGCUGGUAUGAGCUUGAGGGCCUGCGUUGCCAACUCUGCUUGUUUCAUCCUGCACACUGCGAAGAUGAACACCCGUUCAGGUUGGUCAACUCAGCAGCAUUCGCUUGCACUCUGCUUUCGUCAGUGACCAAUCAGAUCAUUUUCGGCCCGCGAAAGGGCGAUGACGACGAGUGCUGCAGAUGGACCAUGAGGAUUGGAUUGAUUUGUGUGUCAGUCCUUCCGUUCACCACUGGCAUUUUCUGGGCAACCGCUGCGCUGCUAUCCUUGCCGGGCAUGGCAAAGGCUUUGGUCUUUGUGCCGUGCGUGAUUGGCUGGUUCUGCGUGCUCGCGGGCGUUCUCUCGUGCAUGAUUGCCUGCUGUGGGGAUAUGUAGCUGAGCCCUGUUGAGAAACUGGUCCGGGCAUUGUGGCUGUGAU